Molecule: messenger RNA, 5940 nt
Organism: Monopterus albus (swamp eel)
Lineage: Eukaryota; Metazoa; Chordata; Actinopteri; Synbranchiformes; Synbranchidae
Gene: xkr4
Product: XK related 4
Biological process (GO): engulfment of apoptotic cell; phosphatidylserine exposure on apoptotic cell surface; apoptotic process involved in development
Cellular component (GO): plasma membrane
Source: RefSeq, a predicted model, not a curated record
CACAGUGAAGAACAAACAUAUAUAGACAUCUACAAACACAUCACUCAGCUGUUUUCAGUCUGAAUGAUUUAAAGUCAUCAAAGGUGAACUGCACUGUCUGAAACUUUCACUUAAGGAGCAGAAGAUGUCAAUAUGGGAGGGACAAAAAGAAGAAAAAAUACAUUAAACCAAUAAAAAAUCACAAAAAUACAAGAAAACACUCAGUAUAAGGGAAUCACAACUGCAGGUUUGAAAGGCUGCAUUCUGCCCCCUUGACUACUCCACCUCAGCUGCACCAUCAGCAGCCAUUCCAUUGACAACAACAACUGUCACCUCCCUCCCUCUGGACCCUCACCUCUAAGGACCAGUGAAGGUGAAGUAAGAGAACUCUUUAAGAGACAAAAGUGCAGGAAGGCAUGUGGCCUGGAUGGAGUCAUGCCUUCCCGCUUGAAAGCUCAUGCUGCUGAGCAUGCCCCUAUUUUUACCAGGAUCUUUAACAGCUUGUUGGAGCAAUGUACAGUCCCCACCUGCUUUAAACGCUCUAAAGAAACAAACCAAUACUUAUAAGUAAAGUUGCACUGUGCACACUGUGAGCACUUGUUAUCAUAAAUGUCACCUGUGCUGCAAUGUCUGCUUCAAGCAGCAGGAAACACACACAAUCCACACCACAACCCUUACCUUAACCCUAACCUGAAUCCUAAAACCAAGUCUUAACCCUCAGAGAGCUAUUUGAAAAGGUGAGGACCAGGCAAAAUGUCCUCACUGUGUAGCAAAAAACCCCAAACCUUUUUUUGGUUCUCACUGUAUAGCAGGUACAGGAACACACACCCACACACACAUCAAGCAGGAAUAUUCUGCCAUUGUUACAGCCAUCAUUCCCCCAUGUUCCUACCACUACUCAGCAAUACUGUCUAUAUGAGGUCGCUCAUGUGCACUUUAGGAAUAUUUUCAUAAAGUCUCGAAUUUCUUCACUUUUUGUGCUUAUACAUUUCCGUUUCUUUAAUUAUUUAUAUAUAGGGGCUUGGGAAUAUUUUUGACCUGUUGGGGCAGGGUGCACUGGACAGAUCACUGGUCUAUUCAGUGUGAGAGACAACUUUCUGUUGUGUUGAGCAUUAACUGUCCUGGUGAUUACUGUUAAUUGAUAAAACAUAGCUGGUAAAACCUGAUAAAACUGUAAAAGUAUGUGAACUGCUGAGCUGUGACAGCUACAGCAGGAUCUGUCCAUGGUGCUGAAACCAGGCUGAGACUGGUUCACUUCCCCCUGGCCAGCUGCGAGCGGCCAGACAGACAGAAAGAGAACUGUGCCCCCAGUAGGGAAGUAUAAUGAGAGUAGUCUUUACUUUGUGCCGUAACAGCGUUCAAACAGCCCAGAGACAGAAAGACAAGCAGAGAGAGGGAGAGAGUCGGCCGGAGAGAGAGGAGAGGAUGAUGUCAUAGUUGUUAGUCUGUGCCAUGGAAGAAGCAGAUGGCUGCAGCCUUCUUCCUUUUCCUUCACUCCUAUUUCCACCUCCAUCCCCAGUAUCAGCCUCAGCAUCAGGAGUAAUCUAGAGCAAAGAGUGACAAACCGCAGGAGCGGAAUCUGUGCAGGUAGGCUGAAAGAAACAAAGCGGAAAACCCCUCUGUCCGCUGAAUGGGAGCGGAUCAACCGAAGGAGAUGUGAGAUAAAGACGCGACAUGGGCCAGAAUAUCGGAAUAACCACUAGUACCCGUUCAGUCUUGUUUUUUGUCUUUAUUUUGUAUUAUGACCAGGCGGCAGUGUAGAGGAGCCAGUCCUGCCCAGAAAGGAGGAGGAGGAGGAGAGACGCGCAGAAGGGUGUCGACGGACAGAGGCAGGGGUAAAGGAGAAGAGGAGGGGAGGAACCGAGGAAAAAUAACAGAGUAACAUUACAAGCUUCCAAUAAUGGCGGCUAAAUCUGACGGGGUCCUGAAGAUGAAGAAAAGUGACGUGGCUUUUACCCCCCUGCAGAACUCGGAACACUCCGGCUCGGUGCAGGGGCUCCACACGGGCGGCCAGCCCGACUCUGCGGGCACGGGGGACGGAGACUUCGCUAAUGGGGAGUCGCGGUGCUGCGGUGGGGGAGGCUCCAACUCGACGUGCCUUCGCCUGGGCAGGGAGCAACAGAAAUACACGGUGUGGGACUGCCUGUGGAUUGUAGCCGCAGUGGCUGUGUAUCUGGCUGACGUGGGCACACGUUGGAAAAAAUUCUUCGUGGUGCUGGGCUCCUUCUCGGUCCAGCUCUUUAGCUUUAGAUGGUUCGUCCACGACUUCAGCACCGAGGACAGCACAGAAUCCGUCUCCGAUUGCGCCCAUAUGGAUGGGAAUAAGCUACUGAGCGGCUCGGCCUCGCACGGCGACGUUACUGCUCAGCAUCAUAAGGCCACACCGCAGAGACAGGCGUCGACCGCCAGCAAGAACACCAUUGCCAACAGCACCGGGAGCACCGCGCUGGGUAGCAGGGCCAGGAAACGGUCGGCCUACUACACCUUCUGCGUCUGGUUCGGCCAGUCCGUCAUCCACAUCCUCCAGCUGGGCCAGAUAUGGAGGUAUUUCCAUACCAUCUACCUGGGCGUUCGAAGUCAUCAGAGCACUGAGUCAGAGCGAUGGCGUUACUACUGGAGAAUGGUUUAUGAGUUUGCAGAUGUCAGCAUGCUACACCUGCUAGCCACCUUUCUGGAGAGUGCUCCACAACUGGUGCUACAGCUGUGUAUCAUCAUACAGACACACAAACUCCAGGCUGUGCAAGGUAUGACCGCAGCAGCCUCCCUUAUCUCUCUGGCCUGGGCCUUGGCUUCCUACCAAAAGGCUCUGCGAGAGUCUCGGGAUGACAAGAAGCCAAUCAGCUACCUGGCUGUUAUCAUCCAGUUCUGCUGGCACUUCUUCACUAUCGCAGCAAGGGUAAUCACCUUCGCCCUGUUUGCCUCAGUGUUUCAACUCUAUUUUGGCAUCUUCAUCGUCCUGCACUGGUGCAUCAUGACCUUCUGGAUUGUCCACUGCGAGACAGACUUCUGCAUAAGCAAAUGGGAGGAGAUAGUGUUUGACAUGGUGGUGGGCAUAAUCUACAUCUUUUCCUGGUUCAACGUCAAAGAGGGAAGGACAAGGUGUCGGCUUUUCAUUUAUUACCUGGUGAUCUUGGUGGAGAAUGCUGCUCUCAGUGCGUUGUGGUAUCUCUACCGGCUGCCUCACACCACUGACGCCUUUGCAGUGCCAGCGCUCUGUGUCAUCUUCAGCAGUUUCCUCACCGGUGUGGUUUUCAUGCUCAUGUACUAUGCCUUUUUUCAUCCCAAUGGGCCACGCUUUGGACGCUCACCGAGUGGCCAGGGCCUCGACCUUGACCCCACUUCUCAGUUCUCCACACUACCUUCUGAUGGUGGCACCAACUCACUGCGUUCUAACCGUGGUGCCACUGCAACACUGGAGCGUGAUACUGGGAAGUAUUCUGAGCGGGACGGCUGCAUGCCAGUGUUUCAGGUCCGAUCCACAGUGCCAUCCACACCAUCGUCACGUGCUCCGCGCCUCGAAGAGACCGUCAUCAAGAUUGACCUUUGCAGGAACCGCUACCCAGCCUGGGAGCGUCAUGUCCUUGACCGCAGUAUACGCAAGGCAAUCCUGGCCAUAGACUGCUCCCUAUCUCCCCCACGGCUGCAGUACAAAGAUGAUGCUCUGGUGCAGGAGAGGCUGGAAUAUGAGACCACGCUGUAGUUCCACCCUGCUCUCAGAGUCCAGUAUCACAUAAAUAGCAAGAGGGAGUGUGGCAAUAAAAAUUUGUUACUACUGACAAACUUAUUUUCAUCUCUUUACCAGUUUUCUUCCUCUGUUCCUUGGCAUCAGUGCACACCCAAGAACAUUUGGCCCUGUUAGUAGUGAUCAGGGGAGCGGUUUGGCAUAACUUCAGUUGAUGUUGUUGGAUGUGUUUGGGUUCUUUGUAUGGUCAUUAUAUUUAUUUCCACUUGUCAGGGAAAUCCUAUGUGGUAUGAACUAAAUGCAGAUCAAGAGAAUGCUUCAGUACUCUGCGCAAACCCUAGAAGAGGCUGAUGCACUGUUUGGUUAAGGAUAAAAUAAGCAUAUGUCCAUCCAGAUGAGUUUUAAGUCAUCAGAUAUUCUACUUUAACCUAAAGGAUGUGAAUACCACAGAAAUGACUGUAAUGUGAUGAGGAAAGGAAAUGAGCCCUCAUCCAGCAUCAGUAGGAAACCUGAAACUGUCAUAUCUGUCUUAAUGUGUUCCUGUUCUACUGUGUGGAAGUCCUGAUGAUGUGAUCCCACAGCUGCCACAACUGGGUGGGUACUUCAGUCAAUAUCUACAUGAUAACACUCAUUGCUCCUGUUCUCUUAGUGCCAAAAAGGUUCCUUAGGAAUGUCCUCUAGCUUCUGAGGAUGUUGAACACUUUAGAGAAGGCUGUGCAGUCCAGAACAUUUUUCUCUGGCCUUGACGUUUUGUUCCUCUUGGAUAAAUCUGGUCUACACUGGAAAAAAGUCAGACAGAAAGUGAACUCCACGAAGACAGUGGUCAAAGUAGCAUUUAUACUUAGUCAUUGUGUUUUGUUUGGAUAAAGUCAACCAAAACUGGCUGGAAGGAAGGACAAGGAGCAAGGGACAAGAGGUGAAAGCUGGGCUGGCAGAAGCUCAUGGUCUUUCUCUCAUAAGGAAAGAAGUCAACCUCAUACAAUGCCAAGAAAAAUCUUCCUGGCAGCUCAGCUCGGCUAUUUGCAGUCUAGCCACAUACUUUAAACCUGGCUGUCCAGUUGUAGGUCUGUGCUUGUCUGUGGUGGAGAAUGUGGAGGGGAGAGCAAAGAGAAUCCACAAAGCACCAGACAGCAGUGAAAAGGAGGCCACGGGAGAGGAUGACGCAGGAAAUGGAACUGAGUUGAGGAUGGAGAAGCAGAGAGAACGCAGACGAGCAGUCACCUCAGCCAUCUCAGCCAAACAAAACCAACCACCAGGAUGUAUAGUACUCUGAUACUACAUGCAGCAUUUUUUUUACUUUAGAGAUGAUGUAGAAGUUACUGAAGUCAUUGUAAUUCUGUGUUUUUGUGGUUAAGUGCGUAUGUGUUGCCAGUUGGUAGUGGUGGUGGUGGUGGUGUGUGUGUGUGUGUGUGUGUGUGGUGAGAAGCAGCUCAGGAGGAUGUGUGGCUCGAUGCCUGAAUCAGCCCUGUGCUAUCAUCAGUGAAGGUACACCUUGACAUUUUGACUUUGAGUCUGCAUGUUCCUUGGCUCUAAUGAGAAAUGCUAACCAAGUGGUUUUUGGUAAAGUGAACUGCCACUAUGAAAGCCUGAUCCAGGACUGUCAUACCACAUACACAACCGUGGCCUAGGGAAGGUAACAAAGACCAGAAACAAACAGCUGACAGAAAACAGGAUUUAUUCCAGAAGAUAUACAGUAAGCCAUUGUCACUAAACUCACAACAAGCUACAUUUAAUAAAAGAUAACAUUGUUUAGCAGCAGCAUGGCCAGUGUGUGAGGAGGAAGAUGCACUAUAUAAAUAACAGACACACCUCUCUCCCUGCCAUGUUAGCCCUGUUUAAUGGCACCUUUCACCUCUGAGGACUCGAAACUUUGGGUGAUCCUAAAUAAACACAGACACAGAUUUUACCCUGCUAAUUACAACAAAGAGAGAGAAACGAGGUGAAAACAUUAAAUUUGGUAAAAAUUGUGGAGAGUGGAUUAUAAACUCUACAGAGAGAAAUCAUCUAUAUAUAAUAAACUAAACUACUGUAAUGUGUUUCCCUACCAUUACAAGUGUCUAAGAAGAUAGCUUGUCAUCCAGCACAUUUAUAUAUUCUACAUCCUUCCCAUAACAUGUGCACAUGUUAUUGGAUCUCCAUCAGAUACAAUAUAGUGCAAUACAGUAUGCAGGUCCUGGAUCAGGGCAAGGCAGUAAAUGAUAAAUGUUCUUAUAUAGUGCUUUUCUACACAUUGGAGCACGCAAAGUGCUUUACACUGUUUCCCAUUCAGUCACUCACAC